This is a messenger RNA of Episyrphus balteatus (marmalade hoverfly), 701 nucleotides long. Its product is annotated as DNA replication complex GINS protein PSF1-like. The record is from RefSeq and is a predicted model, not a curated record. The transcript has 3 exons. Bases 52 to 636 code for a protein of 194 amino acids. Gene Ontology annotation, cellular component: GINS complex. NCBI's taxonomy places the organism in Eukaryota, Metazoa, Arthropoda, Insecta, Diptera, Syrphidae. Gene Ontology annotation, biological process: DNA replication; DNA strand elongation involved in mitotic DNA replication.
UUAUAAAAAUUAUUUGUUUACAUUUGUUUUUAUUUUUAAAAACUUCUCGCAAUGUUCACUGACAAAGCAUUUGAAUUAAUUAAGGAAUUAGAAAGAGCCUCACAAACUAUUCCACCUUUUGAUGACGAUGGAGUGCGACAAGUUCUCGAAGAAAUCAAAGCAAUUUUUGAAGAAAACUGCACUCAAGCUAAUAAUUACUCAACAACAGGUGAUCGUACGCUUUGGCCAUUGCUAAAUUAUCGUCAUGCCGCCUUGCAACGCAACAAACGAUGUUUACUUGCAUAUCUCUACCAACGAUUGCAAAAGAUUAAAGCUGUUCGAUGGGAAUUCGGUCCCAUCAUUCCGGCAGACAUCAAGGAAUCUCUGUGCGAACCAGAGGUAAAUUUCUUUAAUUGCUAUUCAAAAUCGCUAGCCACUUAUAUGCGAUCAAUUGGAGAUGGGCAAGGAUUAGACUUGACGGGUGAUUUGAGACCGCCAAAGUCACUUUAUAUUGAGGUUCGUUGCAUAGAAGAUUAUGGGAAAUUCGAAUUGGAAGAUGGUGAAGUGAUUUUAUUGCGUAAAAAUAGCCAACAUUAUUUGCCCAGAUCUCAGGUAGAGUCUCUAAUAAGACAAGGUAUUUUGCAGCAUAUUGCUUAGUUAAGUUGAAAAGUAAUUUCAAAUUAUUUUAUUUUAUAUUUUAAUAAAUUGUUUUUUUAUAUUAA